Annulohypoxylon maeteangense is the source of this 1975-nucleotide messenger RNA. Its product is annotated as Di-copper centre-containing protein. The transcript has 3 exons. Bases 456 to 1613 code for a protein of 385 amino acids. Gene Ontology annotation, molecular function: oxidoreductase activity. Lineage: Eukaryota; Fungi; Ascomycota; Sordariomycetes; Xylariales; Hypoxylaceae. The record is from RefSeq and is a predicted model, not a curated record.
AGACCUUAUCAGUCUCUCUCGGCUCAUCAUCAUCGUGAAGAUCCGCGGUUUUAGAUCAGAGAUGGAAGACUGUCUUGCAUCCGUAACUCAACACACGGAUACACCGACAUGUUGUACUUGUUACUAAUCUCACACCUAUCAUAAAACGUCUUUAAAUGCGGAGAAUCAUUUUAAAAUAUAUUCCUUCAGGUUUGUUCAGUGUUCUGAUGUUGGAAGGCUGAGCGUUCGCUUGGUGGGCCUCUAUCCUACCACAGAUCUGGACCGGGACCGAAACAUACAUGUUCGUGCCAUGGCUAUACCACAUAUGUGGAUCACUUUAUAGAUCGAGUUUUACUACCUUAUCGCCAUACAUAUAUCAUUAACCCAUUCGUCCUUUGUUGAGAGAUGGUAGGUACCUAGGCAGUCACCUAUUUCCCUACCUAAAUCACAACCAGACCUCAACAACGUUAGUAGCAAUGCGUCUAUGUAUAGUUGUCACUGUAGCCUCAAUGGCUCAGAUGGCACUAUCAAUCUCUUGUCGUGGAAAUAGUAGUGGCAUUCCUAAACCACUCGAGUUCAGAAAGUUAGAGAGGCAGUACCAAGCCAAUAUCCGAGCAUCUCUAGGUGUCGAUGGAUGCACAGAAAAAACGAUCCGAAUUCGGAAAUCUUGGGAUGAUAUUGACGUCGCAACAAGAAACGAUUAUGUCCGGGCUGUCAAGUGUUUGGCCGCGAAACCGGCAAUGGUCGACAAAGCCCUAGCCCCUGGAGCCGUCAACCGCUUGGAUGACUUUACAUAUAUUCAUAUAAACCAGACAAAUAACGUUCAUAUCUCUGGCUCAUUCCUAUCCUGGCACAGGAUCUUUGUCUGGCAAAUGGAAGAGGCACUACGAAAUGAAUGUGGAUACAGGGGCACAAUUCCAUAUUGGGAUCAAGCUCGAUUCUCCCAAGACCCCACGAAGUCGAAGGUGUUCGAUAAUUCUUCCUUCGGUGGUGAUGGAGAGUAUCUUCCCAAUGACCACGGCCCAUACACCGUGUUAAUUCCAGGGCUUGCAGUCAAUACGACUACCUCACGGCCUGCUGGCUCUGGGGGUGGUUGUGUCAAGGAUGGCCCCUUCGCCAACUUCCAACUUAGUCUGGGGCCUACGGAUAGACCGUUUAUCGAUCCCAAGAACAAGUAUGGCUAUGAGCCGAACCCUCGCUGCCUGAAGCGGAAUUUUGACUACCCGUCCAGCACGGACUACAUGACUUGGGAGAACGCAAUCAAGAUCGUAGGAGCAUCUGAUGUUGUAACGUUCUACUGGAACAUGGAAAAUUACUGGCAUUUGAAGUCACACCAGUUUCUUGGUAAGGACGGUCUCGAUCUAUUUACCUCACCAAACGACCCAAUCUUUUAUCUACUACACUCUCAGAUCGACCGAAUCUGGGCUAUCUGGCAAGGCCAAAACUUGGAUAAUAGAACGUUCGCGAUCACUGGAAACCGCACCUUCUUCGGUAUCCCACUCGACACUGCGCCAAAUGUGCCACCUUCAAACGCUACGAUCGAGGAUAUCAUGGAUUUAGGACACGGAUAUAGACCCAAGAUCAAAGACGGCAUGCCUAUGACGUACAGUGGAAGAUGUUACAUGUAUGAGUAAUUUGGAAAUACAGGUCGACAAUCGCAUUUAUAGAAAGACGGUACACCUCGGGGUUUGAAUUGGUUCUAUUUAACAGGAAACGCAUAGAUGCAUGGAGGAUAGAAGGUGCCUACCUACCGUACCGGGAAAGGGGGGGUAGCUGCAACGCGUUGAAAUGGGUAUUAAUCAUUAUUGACCUGAAAACAGUUCAAGCUGUACCAACAGUUACAGCGCUUAGAAGUACCUUCCCAUACAAAUUAGGUGGAGAGGUACAAGGUUGUAAUGACAACGUUUAUAAAGGCUCAAAACCGUUGAAAUAGUUGAAGCUAUUCCCACCAAGCGUUGAAAUAAUAGAAGUAGGUAAAGUUUUACAACCAUUGCAA